UCCCUCUCUGCUCCGGAGCCAGGCUCCGACAGACGGGCGGACGGACGCGCGGACGAAGGGACCAAGGGGCGGCCAGGCGCGGGGCCGCUAGAGGAACAGAAGGUACCUUCUCCUCCUGACACCCCUUCAGAGCCCCCAGGACAUCUUCCUCGCAGCCCUACCCCAGACAGCCUCUGGAGGUGUGGGCCGGGCACUAAGCCCUGGACUCCAGCCACUCUGAGGUCUGCCCUCGCACCGCCAGCCACCGUCGAGGACGCCAUGAGCCAAUCAGGGUCUGUGAGCUGUUGCCCGGGUGCUGCCAAUGGCAGCCUGGGCCGGUCUGACGGUGUGGCCAAGAUGAGUGCCAAGGACCUGUUUGAGCAGAGGAAGAAGUACUCCAACUCCAACGUCAUCAUGCAUGAGACUUCCCAGUACCACGUGCAGCACUUGGCCACAUUCAUCAUGGACAAGAGCGAGGCCAUCGUGUCGGUGGAGGAUGCCAUCCGGAAGCUGGUGCAGCUGAGCUCCAAGGAGAAGAUCUGGACACAGGAGAUGCUCCUGCAGGUCAAUGACCAGUCGCUGCGGCUGCUGGACGUGGAGUCCCAGGAGGAGCUGGAGAACUUCCCGCUGCCCACUGUGCGGCACAGCCAGACAGUGCUGAACCAGCUGCGCUACCCGUCGGUGCUGCUGCUCGUGUGCCAGGACUCGGACCAGAGCAAGCCCGACGUCCACUUCUUCCACUGCGACGAGGUGGAGGCGGAGCUGGUGCACGAGGACAUCGAGAGCGCGCUGGCCGACUGCCGCCUGGGGCAGAAGAUGCGGCCGCAGACCCUCAAGGGCCACCGGGAGAAGAUCCGGCAGCGGCAGUCGGUCGUGCCCCCGCCCCAGGGCCCGGCCCCCAUCCCCUUCCAGCACCACGGCGGGGACUCCCCUUCCUCCAAGAACCGAGUGGGCCUGCCGAUGCCGCCCGGCGACCCAGGCUUCCGCCGUCGGGAGUCGCAGGAGGAGGAGCCGCGGGCCCUGCUGGCUCAGAAGAUCGAGAAGGAGACGCAAAUCCUCAACUGCGCCCUGGACGACAUUGAGUGGUUCGUGGCUCGGCUGCAGAAGGCUGCUGAGGCUUUCAAGCAGCUGAACCAGCGCAAGAAGGGAAAGAAGAAGGGGAAGAAGGGGCCGGCAGAGGGCGUCCUCACGCUGCGGGCGCGGCCCCCCUCCGAGGCCGAGUUUGUUGACUGCUUCCAGAAGACCAAGCUGGCCAUCAACCUGCUGGCCAAGCUGCAGAAGCACAUCCAGAACCCUAGCGCGGCUGAGCUGGUGCACUUCCUCUUUGGGCCUCUGGACCUGAUCGUCAACACCUGUGGUGGCCCGGACAUUGCUCGCUCCGUCUCCAGCCCCCUGCUCUCCCGCGACGCCGUGGGCUUCCUGCGUGGCCACCUGGUCCCCAAGGAGAUGGCACUGUGGGAGUCCCUGGGAGAGACCUGGACACGCCCCCGCUCCGAGUGGCCACGGGAGCCGCAGGUGCCCCACUACGUGCCCAAGUUCCAUAGUGGCUGGGAGCCACCCCUGGACGUGCUGCAGGAGGCCCCUUGGGAGGUGGAGGGGCUGGCGACCGCCCCUGCUGAUGAGCCAGCUCCAGUGAGCCGGACAUCCUUUAGAAACUCCCAAAAGCACGGCCUUGCAUCCGAGACCACGCCCCCGGGAGACGUCCUCCCCCAGGUCAGCUCCCCACAUGCUCACAGGGGUUACGAACCCACACCAGCCAUGGCCAAGUACGUCAAGGUCCUCUACGACUUCACGGCCCGCAACGCGAACGAGCUGUCAGUGCUCAAGGACGAGGUCCUGGAGGUACUGGAAGAUGACCACCAGUGGUGGAAGCUUCGAAAUCGCAGUGGCCAGGCAGGCUAUGUGCCUGGCAACAUCCUGGCAGAGACCCGGCUGGAGGACACCACCCUGGAGCAGGGGGUGAAAUACUGGGGUCCUGCCAGCCCAACGCACAAGCUGCCCCCAAGCUUCGCCGGGAACAAAGACGAGCUGAUCCAGCACAUGGACGAGGUCAACGACGAGCUCAUCAAGAAGAUCAGCCACAUCAAGGCGCAGCCGUCGCGGCACUUCCGCGUGGAGCGCAGCCAGCCCGUGCACCUGCCGCUCACCUACGAGUCCGGCCCCCACGAGGUCCGCGCCUGGCUGGAAGCCAAGGGCUUCAGCGCGAGGAUCGUGGAGAACCUGGGCAUCCUGACCGGGCCCCAGCUCUUCUCGCUCAACAAGGACGAGCUGCGGAAGGUGUGCGGGGAGGAGGGCACGCGCGUGUACAGCCAGCUUACGGUGCAGAAGGCCGUCCUGGAGAAGCAGCCAGGAGGGUCGGAGCUGGAGGAGCUCAUGACCAAGUUCCACUGCAAGAGCCCGCGGCGGGCGGAGGAGGACAGCUAGGCCUGCAGCUGCGGACACGCCCCGCGCCUGGAGUGUUAUUUUUGUACGUGUGCGUAUGUCGGACCAGUGGACUGGGGUGGGGAGUCGUGCUGGCUGGGGGCCGACCCGCCCUCCUCGUGUCGCGUGGGGCCUGUGCUCGGGCUCAGCAGGGCCCCCAUCCACACUCCCCUGCCUGCCCCUACGCCCACCGUAGCCAAACUUGCCACCAGGCGGUGCCAGCCCCUCGUCCGCCUGGCCCCUGAGACCAGAGCUGUCCCGGUCCUAGCCCUAGCCCUGCCCUUCCCCACAGCUCUCCCUGAGGCGGCAGACCCCCCCGGGAGGGGGCAGGGACCUUUUCUCUGGCCACCUCCAUCCACAAAGGCGUUCCUCCUGGUGCAGGUGACUCUGGCCCUGCCCCCACCCCAGGGCCACCUGCGACCACCGCACCCCCACACCUCCUGAUGGCCGGCUGUGGGCCACAAGGGCAGCAGACCGCAGCCACCCAGGUGCCCUUGGCUCUGAGCUGGUGGGGCUGGUGGCCUUUGCCCCCAGAGAUGGCCCUCAGGGCCCACCCAGCACACUGCUCCCCCAGGGUGGCCUCCGGGGCUCCAGGCCCCACCGAGGUGGGGUGCAUGGUGUACUCCCUUCAGCACCUAGAGGGUCAAGAAUGGACUGAACACCACUCACCUGAGUGCUGGCCUUGGGCAUCCCUCACGGCCACCCCAGCCCUGCCCCCACACCCUCCACACAGCCCAGAAGAGAACUUUCUCUGACCAAGUCCCAGGCCAGCCGCUGGGUGUGCUGUGUGCUGGGGGGUGGGUCUUGGAGCCCUGGACCCUGCGGGUCACACCCCGGAGAGGAAGGGUGACGCAGGCUCAGAGUCCACAUCAUUAAAGCACUUAGGUCUCCUGGCAGCCCCACGUCUGUCUCCUGGAGGGAGUGGGGUCACUGUGGGUCCUGGAGCCCCCGGGAUUGCGCCUUCGGAAGAGCGCCCAGGCAGGGGCGGGCCGUGACCAGGCCAGGCUGGGGCCGUUCCCAGUGAGGCUGCUCACCCCUUGACCCAGGUCCGGGGGGCGCAGGACACCCUCCCCUCCACGCCCAUGCAAGAGGGCCCAGAGGACGUCCCUGGAGCUGUGGGCUGAGGGGGUGCCCACGGGGGGCCCACCCACCCUGGCUGUGGCGCCCCCAGGCCUGCUGUCCAGAGGCCGGAGUGGGAGUGGUGGGGACAGGUUGGCUAAACCUCCGGGGAGGGAGGGGCCUGAGUCACAGGGGCAAGACGGAAACUAGGCUUAGAGGGCUCAGCCCCGCACCCAGGGAGGGGCUCCGGAAGAGGGCGUGGGGCCUGCGGAGCCAGGCAGACGUCAGCUGGGACGGGGGUCAGCGCAGAAGUGCACACUGGGCCGCUCUCCCACCACAGGGGCGCCUGGCCACCUGGCCACCAGCGCACCUGGGCCAUACCCUGGGAGCGGGCCUCUGGUGCCCUCUGCUGGCGGCCCUGCAUGUUGCAGUGUGUGGCGGCCAGCGGUGCCCUAGCACCUGGCCAGGCCGGGGGCAUCUGACCAUAUCCCCAAAGCAGCUGGUGGACCCACCGUAGGCCAGGGUGUCCAGAGGGCUUGGUGCCGAGGUCUCCACCUGAGGGGCAACCAAAGAAGCUUGGACACAGAGGCAGGUUGUGUCUUUCGGGGUGGGAAAUGGGGGUGGGGAACACUGUCUCUCAUUGGGCCAGGCCUUGGAAGCCCUGACUCCCGGCCAGGACAGGCCACCCCGGGCCGAGUCUGUCCAGCAGGGCCCGGUCAAGGGCAACUGGGGGUGUCUGGUGCCUUCUGGGUCACACCGAGGCUCAACCACAGUGGUCUCCUCUCCCUGGAAAAGGAAGAUUCUCCCCCCAACCCCAGGCCACAAGAGGAGGACCUGUCCUCCCAGGCCUGGGCAGGACCCCACAGACCUUGCUGGUCCAGAACAGCCAGCCGUGGGACCCCUGACCUGACACUGCCCCCCCACCAAGCCCUGCAUGGCCGAGCCCCUCCCCCAGAGCGGGGAUGGGCAUCCACAGCCCCUCUGCCACCCUACCCCCCUGUCCCAGCCAGGAGCUGCUGGUUCUGAGGUGCCCCGUCCCGUCUGUCUGCUCGGGCUGCUGGGCUCCCAGAGGGGCUUCCCCACCCUCCCAAGAACAGGCCGACCGAGGGGUGCAAGUCACACCGCUGUCAGGGCAGGUGUGAGGAGUCACUCUGCUUUCCAUCCUGAGGACGUCACUCUCCAGGGCCCCCAGGGUGGGGGUGACUGAGCACCAUCCUCCCUGGCAGCCCGUGACCUCAGUGCCCCCUGGGAAGCAGGCACAGACAAGAACAAAGCACCGAGGGACCAGGUCCCCUGCCUGAUGUGGGGCAGGGCCUGGGUUCAAAUGCAGUUUGGCCUGAUGUGUGUCCCUAACCACUCGUCCCCACCUCCCGCUCCGCCCUGGCCAAGCACGGAAGAGGGAGGUCUGAUGGUACCAGCCCCGGUGGGGCUGUGGAGGUUCUGACCAUGGGUGGAGCGGGAAAUGUCACCCGGGCGCUGCCUGCCCAGCACCCACUCUGCGCCGCCAGCAAAUGUCCCCACCAACAAGGCCAGCUCUGUCCUGGGGAUAGACAGGCUUGUCUUUGUGGCCCUCCCCCCACCAGUGUGGAUCUGAUCCCCUCCUCUCCUCCCCCACCCCGGCCUGGCCAGGAGGAAGGAGGGGCUUCCCAUGCCGUUUUGGGAGGAGCGGCUUGUUGUUCAUUUGUUUUUAACUUUUUCAAAAUAUUUGAUUCACCGAAAGGUUACUGCACAAAAUAGCGUAGUGGGUGAGAUGUCUUCACACCUACAUCAAGCUGCUGGGAACAGAAUUGGGGCGAGAAGCACACCUGUCUCCUGGGGAAGGUGGCACUUGGCAGGGGCAGCUUCACAGGUGAGGAUGGUGUUGGACACAGGAAAAGGAUUCCUGCUAACCGCCCACAGCAGUGACUGAUGUCCUGAAGUAUUAGGCUAACGUGAGAGGCACAAGUAGAGCCGAGGAGCUCUCGACCUGUGCAGUAGUUCAACCAGACAGGGUGGCACCGCAGGUGGGGUCCACAGGUCCCUGGGGGCCCCUGAGCUCUAAACGAGCUUCAUGACAAGACAGCCAUGUAUUACAGGUUGAAGUGUAUCCCCCCCUUCAUGUGAGAUACGGUCGUUAGGGUGGGUCCUCACCCAACAUGACUAGCGUCAUUAUAAAUAAGGGACAUUGGACACAGGCACACACAGGGCAGGUCCCUGAAGAUGGAGGCGGAGGCCAGCCUGAUGCCUCUGCAAGGUGGGGAGUGGCAAAGAGCGCACGCUAUCUUUUAUGUAUUUCUUUAUUUAUUCAUUCAUUUAUUUAUUUCUUGGCUGCAUUGUCUUCAUAAAUAAAAUGUUAAAAAA
Hippopotamus amphibius kiboko is the source of this 5799-nucleotide messenger RNA. It is a transcript of the gene EPS8L2, whose product is annotated as EPS8 like 2. Lineage: Eukaryota; Metazoa; Chordata; Mammalia; Artiodactyla; Hippopotamidae. Gene Ontology annotation, biological process: Rho protein signal transduction; regulation of Rho protein signal transduction; positive regulation of ruffle assembly. Gene Ontology annotation, cellular component: plasma membrane; vesicle; ruffle membrane. Gene Ontology annotation, molecular function: actin binding. The record is from RefSeq and is a predicted model, not a curated record. The transcript is spliced from 22 exons. Bases 259 to 2403 code for a protein of 714 amino acids.